AUGGCCACCAUGGACUAUGUCGAGAUACCCUCCUAUGCCACCCGUCUGCGCUCAGCCAAACCCACCGACGACCUUCGUCCAGCACCGAAGAUAGUCACAUCUCUUCCCCGCCCUGAGCACUCGCCCGUUCGCUCCACGACCGGAAUGCCUGCAGCACCCAUGUCACCAUCGAAAGGAGGCUCUAAUCUCACGUCUAUGCUGCUCUCUUCCGCCCUUCAGCUUCCUGUCAAUGCUCCUGCCGCUCCUCGUGACUACGGCUCAGGCAAAGGGGCGCGCCUUCUUUCCACACGCGACCCGCUCUCCAUCCCCAUCACCACUACCAACUUCCGAAGGUUCGUGUCGAAAAGCACUCCCAUAUUCUGGCUGCAGGAUCGUGUGGAGGAGAUCGUGCUAUGGAAGAAGAGCUGGAAGUAUACGCUCGUGUGGAUGGCUGCAUAUGCAUUCCUCUGCUAUUUUCCUAGACUCAUCCUCCUCAUACCCCAUGCCGUGAUCAUAGGCGUUUUGCUCGCUACUCAUCCUUCGAUGCGCAACCCAGGAGCGUCGGAAAGUCCAUCUCCGAAGCCUCAGCAGCCACCACCGCCAAGCCAACCGAAUGAGGGUAGCGUUGACUGGCUAGCAAAUCUGCAAGCCAUACAGAACCUCAUGGGGGCAGUUUCGGAUGGACACGACUUGAUUGUGCAGGUCGUCCCAUACCUCUCCUAUUCCUCUCCCUACACUGGGCUGAUACUCACCUUCGCUCUCGUCACCUUCUUCGGAAUGAUCCCCCUCGUCAACCUACUGCCUAUGCGCGCCACCUUCCUCGUCUUGGGUCUAGCGCCCUUCGCCUGGACCCAUCCCUUCACCCAACACACGCUCCUCCCAGCACUCCAGGCCGCCUUCGGGGCUCAUGCCAACCACUGGCGCGCGUGCGUACUUCGCAUCAUCGACGACGACAACCUGGAAGACAAGCACUGGGGCUCGGAACUGCGCGAAGUCGAGCUGUUUGAGAACGAGCGCUGGGUCCCGGGGACGAGCGGCGGCAACGUCGGCGAAGAGCCCACAAAGGCGAAACCGGAAGGCACGUGGAGCAAGGCCGCGCUGAAAUCCGGGGAGCGCAAGGCGUGGACGCGCGGGCGCGAUGGCUGGAGCGGCGUGAACGAGGAUGGGAGCCAUGAAGUCAGCAGCAACCUCACGUUCUCUCUUGCGCAUGGGUGGUCGUUUGUGGAGACGGAGGAUUGGAGGCCUGAUCUAGAGGGGACGUGGGCCGAGCCUUUAGGUGCAGACGAAGCUGGAUGGGUGUACACCAACGAUAUCUGGCAUGAUUCUCGACCUUUGCCACUUGAAGAAUGGAGGAGUAGUGGCGGCAUGACGAGACGACGAAGGUGGACAAGACGAAUCUACUACAGUCCGAAUGUGCCUGUGUAA
Epithele typhae is the source of this 1404-nucleotide messenger RNA. RefSeq names its product integral peroxisomal membrane peroxin-domain-containing protein. Gene Ontology annotation, biological process: peroxisome organization. NCBI's taxonomy places the organism in Eukaryota, Fungi, Basidiomycota, Agaricomycetes, Polyporales, Epitheliaceae. The transcript has 5 exons. Gene Ontology annotation, cellular component: peroxisomal membrane. The coding region runs from base 1 to 1404 and encodes 467 amino acids. The record is from RefSeq and is a predicted model, not a curated record.